Rubroshorea leprosula is the source of this 1616-nucleotide messenger RNA. NCBI's taxonomy places the organism in Eukaryota, Viridiplantae, Streptophyta, Magnoliopsida, Malvales, Dipterocarpaceae. The record is from the annotation of a GenBank genome assembly.
GGCCCGUUCCGUAAGUGAUUUUUGGUUCAGGGUUCAGAUUUAGAAAGCAAAUACAGAAAUCACCCACUUCCAUUUCCCAUAUUUAUUUAAGCUCAAUUCAGUUCCCCUGAUUUUUGAUCCUGUUGUUCUUUUAGUGCUUUCUCUUUCUUAGUUGAUGGUGUCACUGGUUUCUUCUUUGUGACACUUGAAAGGUUGAGCAAGGAGGAAGCUUUAUUUUGAAGCUCCUUCCUUUUUCUGAAGCAAUGGGUUUCAGCAGGCCUCAGAAGGCUGUCAAUGGAGUGUCCACCAGAUGGGUUUCUUUGUUCUGCAUUGCCAGCUUCUUCUUGGGUGUUCUUGUUAUCAACAGGUUUUGGGAUGCUUCUGAUCCAGUCAAAUCGGAUGAUGCUUCACCAGUACAGAAACUUCAAAUAAAUGAAUAUCAUCCAGUAGUUAAUUGUAAUAAGAAGGAUGCUUCACUUCAGUCAGGUGACAUUCUUUCUCAAGUUUCGCAAACUCAUGAUGUAAUUAUGACGUUAGACAGAACUAUCUCUUCAUUGGAGAUGCAGUUGGCUGCAGCUAGAGCUGCCAAGGCAGAUGGUAAUGAAGGAUCUCCAAUGGUAACAAAGUCAGAAACUGAGCAGGUAAAGGAACGCCAGAAGGUUUUCUUUGUAAUGGGAAUAAUUACUGCAUUCAGUAGCAGAAAACGGAGAGACUCAAUCAGGGACACUUGGAUGCCUAAAGGGGAUGAGUUGAAGAAGUUGGAGAAAGAGAAGGGAAUUAUAAUGCGAUUUGUUAUUGGACACAGUGCAACCCCAGGUGGUGUACUGGAUCGUGCUAUUGAUGCUGAAGAAGAACAACACAGGGAUUUUCUGCGCCUGAAUCACAUAGAAGGAUACCAUGAAUUGUCAUCAAAGACCCAAAUAUACUUUUCUACUGCUGUUGCCAAGUGGGAUGCUGAUUUUUAUAUUAAAGUUGAUGAUGAUGUACAUGUAAAUCUUGGUAUGAUUGGUUCCACUUUGGCCCGCCAUAGAUCAAAGCCUCGUGUUUACAUUGGUUGCAUGAAGUCUGGACCCGUUCUGGCCCAGAAAGGGGUCAAGUACCAUGAGCCUGAAUAUUGGAAAUUUGGUGAGGAAGGAAACAAAUAUUUUAGGCAUGCAACAGGACAAAUUUAUGCAAUCUCAAAAGAUUUGGCCACCUAUAUUUCAGUUAAUCGCCACAUACUUCAUAGAUAUGCAAAUGAAGAUGUCUCGCUUGGUUCUUGGUUCAUUGGACUAGAUGUUGAGCAUAUUGAUGAUAGAAGCCUCUGCUGUGGGACUCCCCCUGAUUGCGAGUGGAAAGCUCAGGCAGGGAAUCCUUGUGCUGCAUCAUUUGAUUGGAGCUGCAGCGGCAUAUGCAAGUCUGUGGAGAGAAUGGAGGAGGUGCACCAGCGCUGCGGGGAGGGCGAGGAAGCAAUCUGGCACACUAGUUUCUGAAGGCUUCACUUCUUAUAUGCCUGUAAUAUAAGUGUGAAUGUUUAAUCGAUGCCACAGUUCAAACAAAACCUUCUGCCCCGAUUUUUGCCCCUAUCAGUGCCUCGGGACAGUUGGACGGUUGGGUCUCGACUCUUUUUUAGAUUCAAUUAAAUUGCUGCACAUAUU